Molecule: messenger RNA, 9751 nt
Organism: Oncorhynchus masou masou (cherry salmon)
Lineage: Eukaryota; Metazoa; Chordata; Actinopteri; Salmoniformes; Salmonidae
Product: mitogen-activated protein kinase kinase kinase kinase 4-like
Exons: 32
Coding region: 178-3930 (1250 amino acids)
Biological process (GO): protein phosphorylation
Molecular function (GO): protein kinase activity; ATP binding
Source: RefSeq, a predicted model, not a curated record
UAGCUUCCUCAGUAUAUUCCGGGUUUCGCUGGAUGAGAAGUUUCCUGUGUUGGUCGCUAGUGAGACUCGCUGCAGAAGCAGAUAAACAAUAUGAACUGACACGGUGAAACCGUUAACUUUAGGAAAAUCAAGUACAUGUCCUCUUUCUCGUUGCAGUAGUCCGACAACGCCAUAGCUAUGGCGCGAGACUACACUACACGAAGUUUGGACAAUAUUGAUCUCUCUGCUUUGAGGGAUCCUGCUGGGAUAUUUGAGCUGGUAGAAGUGGUUGGAAAUGGAACAUAUGGGCAAGUCUACAAGGGUCGACAUGUGAAGACAGGACAGCUGGCUGCUAUCAAGGUCAUGGACGUGACAGAGGAAGAAGAAGAGGAAAUCAAAUUAGAGAUUAAUAUGUUGAAGACAUAUUCCCAUCAUAGGAAUAUAGCUACAUACUAUGGUGCCUUUGUGAAGAAGAGUCGUGCAGGUCAGGAUGAACAGCUCUGGCUGGUGAUGGAGUACUGUGGGGCGGGCUCAGUCACUGACCUAGUGAAGAAGACUAAAGGGAACAGCCUAAAGGAGGACUGGAUCGCCUACAUCUGCAGGGAGGUCCUCCGAGGCCUGUCUCACCUCCACUCACACCACGUCAUUCACCGUGACAUUAAAGGCCAGAAUGUGCUGCUAACUGAGAAUGCGGAGGUCAAGCUGGUUGACUUUGGGGUGAGUGCUCAGCUGGACAGGACGAUAGGGAGGAGGAACACAUUUAUUGGGACUCCGUACUGGAUGGCCCCUGAGGUCAUUGCCUGUGACGAGAACCCAGACUCAACCUAUGACUACAGGAGUGACCUGUGGUCUCUGGGAAUCACAGCUCUGGAGAUGGCUGAAGGAGCACCACCCUUGUCUGACCUGCAUCCCAUGAGAGCCCUGUUCCUCAUUCCUCGCAACCUGCCCCCCAGGCUCAAAUCAAAGAAAUGGUCCAAGAAGUUAAUGACCUUUGUGGAGAGCUGUCUGGUGAAGAACUACCUCCAUCGUCCCGCUACAGAAACCCUCCUAAGGCACUCGUUCAUCAAAGACCUGCCCAACGAACGACAGGUCCGCAUCAUGCUAAAAGACCACCUGGACAGAACCAGGAAAAAGAGAGAUAAAGAGAGUCCAGAGUAUGAAUACAGCGGCAGUGAGGAUGAGGAGGAGGAGAUUAACGAAGAGGAAGGUGAACCCAGCUCCAUAGUGAACCUGUCGGGGGAGUCCUCUCUGAGAAGAGAGUUCCUGCGUCUGCAGCAGGAGAACAAGAACUGGUCAGAAGCCCAGCGACAGCAGCAGGUCCUGCAGCAGCAGCUCCGGGACCAGGAGAGUUACAAACAGCAGCUGCUGGCCGAGAGGCAGAAGAGGAUCCACCAGCAGAAGGAGCAGCGCAGGAGGCUGGAGGACCAACAGAGGAAGCAGCUGCAGGAUUCUGGGUUCCAAUGGCCAGAACUACAGGAGAUGCUAUGGAGGGAGGAGACUGAAGCUAAUGACAGAGGUCUAUUGGAUGAAAGGAACAAGAGAAGUGACAAGAGACGGGUGGAGGAUCGUGGCAGACAGCGGGUUGAUGUCGGAGGAAGGCCUGCAGGUCCUGUAGCUGAACAGAGGAGGACCGAGCCUCCACCUCCACAGCCUCAUCCUCAGCAGCAGCCCCAGCAGCAGCAGGGUAAAAAGUUCCACCGCACGCUGCCCAAAGACCAGACGCAGCUGCUUUCACUUCAGCACGACCACAGGCACAAAAAGAGGGAGCCCCACAAGGCUGCUAGCGCCACGCAUAACACCCCCGCAAAUAGCCAGCGCAAAGUGAUGGAGAUGGACAGGGUGAAGGUUUCUGACAGCUGUCAGGCCAACCUGAACAGAGUGCUAACUGGGAUUCCCCUCCCCCUGCGUGUCCAUACCAGACUGAGCUCUGGGAGCAGCUCCAGCCCCUGUACCCCUGCCACUCAGAGGGCUGCCAUACAACAGAAUGCCAAUCUUGGCUCCAGUCGAGACACCCUUCACAGCAGCUCUAUGUCUGACAUGGCCACCACUCCCAUGUCUCCUACGUUUGAUGAUGUCUUCUGGGACUUCCCAAGCUCUGUGGAGCACCCACCAAAGGUUCCGGAGCGUACAACAUCCAAAUCAUAUUGCAAAGAGCUGAUGAAUCAUCACCGGACAGGGUUGAGUGGGGCCCCUCAGUCUCCUGCGGAAAAGGGUAGGAAGUCCAUGUCCUCUCAUGGCAGCUCCAGUAGCAGCUCCCAGUCAGGUUAUUUCAAGCUGGAGAGCCCUCUGCUGCAGAGCCGUCUUCAGCAGUACAAGAAGUCUAAGGAGAAUUCUCCUGGAACCCUUCUUCAGCAACAUGGUUUCGGCCACUUCUCUGGGCUUACGUCUAAUCUCAGUCCGUUUGUCAAGGCAACAGAGUACUCCUCUUCUAGCGAUGAAGUUGGGAGUAGUGAUGAUGAUGAGAAAACCCGGUCUCCGUUGAAUGGGAAAGGAAUGUUCUUCCGUGGAGCCCCUGAUGGGAUUGUCCUGCAGCCCCACCAUAAUCUUAACCAGACCCCGCAGAGCAGCGUGGCAUCAGGCCUUAAGAGUGGCCAGCCACUACACAGGCUCAUUGCUAUAGGAUCAGAAUGCAAUGAGAAUUACCUUCUCCCUGAUCUCCUGCAGAAGAGCCCGGCCCAUGAGCCCAUGGCGCAGCACGGCCCACAUGACGUCAUCUACCCCCUGUCUCCGAGCAUACAAGGACCACAUUCUGACAAACCUGUAAACUGUCCUCCAGGAAAAAGCAUCUCGUCCUCCUCCUUCACUCCCUUCAUAGACCCCAGGCUGCUGCAGAUCUCUCCCCCUCAGAGCCCAGUGGGCCACAGUCCCACCAGUGGCAGGCCACCUGCUAUUCAGGACCCAAUCAGGAGAGAGGGCCACAGAAAGGGCUCCGUGGUCAAUGUGAACCCCACCAACAUCAAACCCCAGAGUGAUACCCCCGAGAUCCGCAAGUACAAGAAGAAGUUCAACACCGAGAUCCUCUGUGCUGGCCUUUGGGGUGUGAACCUGCUGGUGGGGACAGAGAAUGGUCUGUGGCUGCUGGACAGGAGCGGUCAGGGGAAGGUCUACUCUCUGAUCAGCAGGAGACGCUUCCAACAGAUGGACGUUCUGGAGGGCCUCAACGUGCUCAUCACCAUCUCAGGUAAAAAGAACAAGCUGAGGUUGUACUACCUGUCUUGGCUGCGGAACAAGAUCCUUCGGAAUGACCCAGAGGUGGAGAAGAGGCAGGGCUGGACCUCUGUAGGGGACCUGGAAGGAUGUGUGCACUACAAAGUCGUUCGAUAUGAGAAGAUUAAGUUCCUGGUGAUUGCCUUGAAGAAUGCUGUGGAGGUGUACGCAUGGGCUCCCAAACCUUACCAUAAGUUCAUGGCUUUCAAGUCGUUCGGCUCGCUCCCCCAGAGGCCUCUGUCCGUGGACCUGACGGUGGAGAAUGGACAGAGACUUAAGGUCAUCUACGGCUCCCUGUCGGGCUUCCAUGCCAUCGACGUUGACUCAGGGACGCCCUAUGACCUCUACCUGCCCACGCAUAUCCAAGGUGUGAUCCGGCCUCAUGCCAUCAUCAUCCUACCCAACAGCAGUGGCAUGGAGGUGCUGGUGUGUUAUGAGGACGAGGGGGUUUACAUAGACACCUACGGACGCAUCACCAAGGAGACAGUGCUGCAGUGGGGAGAGAUGCCUGCAUCUGUCGCCUACCUGCAGUCCAACCAGGUGAUGGGCUGGGGAGACAAAGCCAUCGAGCUGAGGUCAGCUAACACAGGCAACCUGGAGGGAGUCUUCAUGCACAAGAAGGCCCAGAAACUCAAGUUUCUUUGUGAGAGGAAUGACAAGGUGUUCUUCGCCACGGUGCAGUCUGGGGGCUGCAGCCAGAUCUACUUCAUGACACUGGGCCAAAACUCCCUGUUCAACUGGUGAGCUCUGUGGCUUAAAGACAACAUACAGCGAUCAUCUCAGAAACAACAUGAAUUAUACUCAGAAACAUUCUUAAACACUGAAUUUACACUUUAGUAAUACAGCUGCAUAAUCCCAUGCAUAUGAGAAUACAGUAUUUUCAAUCAGCAUAAAUUAAGUAUUUUUGUGUCUAAGGCCACCACAUUGGUUUCAAGUCUCUAGCUAUAGUACUUAAAAUGGAACUGACAACAUUUAAGCGACACAAAAUCUUGUUAAAAUAUGUUCAUAUACACCCCCAGGAAGAAUAUUACAUUUUUAAAACAUUUUCUGACAAGCGAGCACUUAGAUAUGGUCAUUUAGAUAUUGAAUGUUUGGAAUAUAUAGAAUGUUUGGGAAUUAAGUAUACUAAGGCAUUUGUGAAAAUUCUAUAGCAAUAUAAAGUGGAAAAGCGGCCGGGCAUUUUUACAAUUAAUAGACACUGCAGUAAAUAAAACCUAAUAAAAACAUCUGUCACGUCCAAGACCGGAGUCUACGCAGACUGGUUCACCAUAGCCAAUCUUUCAACUGGACUGUGUGUUUAAAGGCAGUAGGAACAGCUCGACUUUAGAUCAUUAGGACACAUGGAUUUCUGCAAAAGCGUAAAUACCACAGGAGUCCUCUUACAUUUCAGAACUCAACAGUCCUAUUGAUCAAACAACCAUGAAAAGGUUGGCUCUCUCUCCCCCAGUUAUGCACAUCAACAACUAAUGCUAGCCAGAGCAAGAUGAUCUAAAAAUUUAACGAAGCAACAUUAGAUAAACCCGCUCAACAUUUUUCAGCUAAUUACUCGUCAGAAUUGCACUGAUACAUUAUGGGGAAUUCUACAGCUUGCCUGCCAAUGCAAUUCAUUAUUGUCUUGCCAAUGCAAUUCAUUAUUGUCCUAACCAAGUCCCCAAGCUAACUGGUUAAAGUUGGCUGGUUUGCUAGCUAGCUACUUCCAGAAAUAAAUGAGAGAAUCUCACUGUGACCAUUUUACUCGCCCUUUCCAAAACGGGUUAGGCUGUUUACAAAUGCAGGAGAUAUGCUAACUGGAUAACAGUCGUUCAGGUUCUUGCUAACUAACCAAAUGACACCUGCAUCUCUAGCUAUGUAUAGCCACCAUAAACCGAUAUGAGGGGAAAAUGUCACUCUCUCACCCACUUCUCCAAUUACGUUACAUGUCAUCCUUUUUAGCUUGCUACAUAAAUAGAUAUGCUAGCCUAUUAGCCAUGAUAUGACUGACUUUUGAUAAUUUCCUUUGCUAGUUUGAUUGUAUUGACAUUCCCAGCCUAAGUUACAUUUGUCCGUUUUUGUCCAAAAUUUUGGUUAUAAUUGGUUAAUUAUAUUAAUCAUGCAGUGAACUGCAUCCAUCUAUUCUGCUAACAAUGCCUUAGUGUACGUCAAGAAAUAUUGAGUCAAAUAGAAUCUAUUUUUAAAACCUCUUAUAAAGUUGGUUUUGUAGGAUAAACUGGGAAUUGGAUAUUUUGGACCGAUAUUUUGAUUGUCUGUUUGUUUCAUACCUGCAAAGUGCUUAAAAUACUGUCAGUUCCACUUUAAGAAGUGAGUCUUGUGCCUUAAAGAAAUGAUUCACCCAUUUUGAAUGUUUUAUCAUAUUUGUACAUCUCUGAGCGAUGUUCAAAACAUUUUAUGUUUUCAUGUGUUUCUGAGCAAUUCGUCAUUUCAAAAAUACAGCCGGUAUGUGUCGCUGCACAGGGCUUCUUGUUUAUAUCUAGAAAUACACCAUCAACCUACGUUUGAUUUCAUAUUAAUCUUAAUAUCACAUGGACUAAAAAAUGCACAAUUGUUUAUUUUUUUACAUCCAAAAUGGAUCAAAUUAAUUUUUGUUAAUUGGGUCUCGGCGUAUUCAUCAUUUUAUUAUUAGUAAGUGCCAUUGUUCGUGUUAAAUCCUGAGAUAUUUACCAUUCAGUAUUAUGUGCUUUUAAGGAUGCAUAGUUGUAGAUACUUCAGGUCAGGAAAUGUACAUCUAUUUUACCUACUCGAAAGAGAUUCCCUUACUGAAGUGAGCAUUAGAAAUACUACAGAGAUUAGUGGGCUAGCAAUCAUCUUUAAUAGUAGACACCGAUACUGCAAAUUGCUUGUCCUUAUCUGUCCCACUUGGUUUUAAAUGAAGUCGUUUUAUGGCCCCAACAAUUCAAAUGGUGGAUGCUGAGUUUAUGAUCUGAUCUCCACUUUCUAGUCAUGAUUCAGAUAACCAAAUAGGCAUUAUAUACCCUGUCGCAUCUCUUGAUCUAAAACUGAUCAUGUUUUACAUGAAGUAGUUUUUAGGAAGAAGAAAUCAAAGGAGGAAGAAAUGGAUCAUUAUGUUGGCCUUGUGCUGUGUCGAGUCUUUUUGGACGGAAGUGGCUGUACAUAUUAUUUGCACUGUUUUAUAUAUAUUUUAUAUCCACUGGUCAUCGCUACAGUUUAAUGGGGUUUCAAAUUAUCUAGCCCUUUGCACUAUGACCACUUUGGUAAAUGUUCGCUCUACAAUGCUUUAUUGUCACAGUCUUAUACAUUUGAAGUAAUUUAUUUUCAACAUUAAAUGGUAAAUGUUCGAUGUACAAUGCUUUAUUGUCACAGUGUAAUACAUUUGAAGUCCUUUAUUUUCAACAUUAAACAGAGAUUGCGUUUGAUUUAGAUAAAGCUAAAUCGUCUAUUUGAUAUGCCAUGAUCUAAAAAUGAUGUGAAAACAGCGAUAGGCUUUCAACUCUUAAGAUUGUCAAACAUAUGUGACCCACCACAUGGACUCGGUCCUAUGUAGCCAAAUUUGAAAUUGUUUUUUACAUUGGAUAAAAGUAGAAACUCAGAGCUAUAAAAUUAUAUAUAAUACACUGCAGUUGAGGAACAAUGGGAAAGUAAUUUUGCUUUGAAUUGUAACCCCACUUUUGAGAAAAUGGCCCUUGAUAUUUUUGGUGUACCGACUGGAGAGCUCUUCUUUGUCUACACCCAUUCAGCAUCGUUCACACCCUGUUAAGCCUUAGCCCCGCCCAUUUCUUUAACGAUUCACUUGUGAGUCCAUGUGCACAGCAGAGUGUGUAGUUUAGUAAACAACCAAAGAUUUCAAGACUAAAAGUGGUAAAAGUAGAAGCCUACAUGGUGCAGGUCAUGUUCUUCUUCACAUUACUGUCUCUGGUAAACACACACUAUAUCUAAUAAAAUCUCAGUUUAUGUGUCACAUGAACAGGAUACAGAAGGUGUAAACAGCACGGUGAAAUGGUUACUUGCAUAUUUGCACAGUAGCAAUAUCAAAAACAAUGUGUCCAGAUAAUUGUUAGAUGAUGCUUACCCAGACACACUUGUUUAAAUUGAUAGGUCAGGUGAAAGAAAUGCUAUAACCACCCCCCAGCCACAUCUAGCUAAGUGGAUGAGUCACUACUGUCGAGACAUGUACACAUGUUCAUGAAAUACAAAAGACGGCCAUAAUCACCCCCAUACACCUGUCUAACUUGAUGGGUCUUGUAAUCAUCUGGCAAAGUGGAGUCUUUUGUUUAGACAUGUAGCUAGCUAGCUAGCUAAACAAUGAACCGGAUUAAUCUCAACUCAUACUACUACCAAUACAAACUGAUUGUUAUAGCUGUAGUAUGAAUAUGCAGGUAUUUAAAGCUAACCAACUAGGUUCAAUGUUAGCUAGCUAACUAACAUUGGGCUAUAACUAGCAACGCAAAUGGCUUUCUGAUUCGAAAAAUAUUACUACACAGAUAGGUUCAAUGUUCGCUAGCUAGCUAACAGUACACUUUAAAUUGCAAAAAAAAAACUUUCUGACAAAAUUAGAAACGUAUAAUAUCUGAAAAUGUAGCUAGACUCUUACCCGUAUACAUGGAUGAACGCUUCACGGCAGACUGGAACCAUUUAAACUUACUUUUGUAGCUACAGUACAUCUUGUUUGGCCAGCAUUGUGUAAAGUCACUCCUAUUCACACUGACCGUGGCGUGUGCAGAAAAUAGCCCAUCAUAACAUUUUCCAACUGAUCGGUCCAUAGCGCCUGCUAAAUUCAGGGCAUCAAUUUUGUUGAGAAAAGUAGCAAAACUUUUGUAGUUCUCGAUGGCUAAUGUUAUAUCUUUCAAAAAAUCUGCAGUAGAAAGAAUUAUCAACACAUACUGAGCAGCUCACAUUAUAGACAGAAGCAGCCUACAUGGCAGACCAAUCCAAUCUCAUCUCCCAGCAUCUCCAGCCCAUCCAUUAUCUCAGCAAAUCAUGGCUAGCAGGAAUGUUCCUGUCUUUUUCCAGGGCUAAACCAACUAGGCUCGUAAUUUAACCAUUUUAUUCGUAUUUACAGAUGGAAUACCAGUUUGUUAUUCAGGCACAUGAAAGUUUACAUGUUCCAGAAGGCAUUUAUGUAAAAAAAAAAAGGAGGCAUUUUGAUUUAAAAAAAUGUAUUCAUUAAAAUGCCUCUCCUGUGAAGUAGUGACGUGCAACAUACGCCUAGCUUCCUGAAAUGGGUCACAUAUACUCUUUUGUAGAAAAUGUUUGGUUAUGAACAUUGAAAUGUGCCACAAUUGUGAAAUGUUAACUCAAAUCAAUUGCAUUUGAAUCCAGUUGUUAUUUGCUUUUUCUUCCCCCAAUAUGCUAAAUGUUUUGCCACCAUUUUGCCAUCAUUAGAGAUCUAGUUUGGGUAGUUAUUUUAUGUUUAUGAUAGAAAUACUGCAGCUGGUUCUGUGAGCAUAUUGUCAACUGAAAAUGAACCUUUUUCAAGACACAAUUUGAUAUGAUGUUGUAUUCUUCUGUGAGAAUUCACUCUUGAAGUGUAUUCAACUGACAAGAUAUUUAGGUUAGAAGGGAAUAGCCAAUAAGGUAAUCAGUUUCACAUAGCAUUUUCAAGUAUAUUUACCCUAUAAUGAUUAGGUUUCCAAGAACUGAUGCUUUCACUAUCAUUGGUCUAAUCAUUGGUCUAAGUAUUUUAGAAAAUAGUAAGAUCACUCAAUUGAUAUCUCAUUCAUUUGACAUGUAUGAUGGAAAUUUUAUCAUUUGUCAGAUUUUGAAUAAGGGAUUCAAUGGGUAGAGUUAAACACAUUUUUGUAAUUAACUUAAACUUUUUUUUAAUGCCCAAAUAGAACUUGUGACAGUGAGUCAAUAUGAUUGCAUCUCCAUUUGUAAAAAGUUGGUGAUUAUUUCUAUAGACAAAAAGGGGGAUUUUAAGCAGAAUUUAUCAUGUCUGACAUGUUACUGAGUUAGAUAAUACUUUACCAACAGACAUUUGUUUUGCAGUUGAGGAUUGUGAGUCAUAGCACUCUCUGUCAUUUCUCCCCCUAUCCACUCCCAUACAUCAUGAAGUGCUCUUGUGUGAGAUCAUUGUCCUCUUGAGAGCUUUGUACUGUAGGAAGGACUGAGGAUGUUGAUGAGUACUGUAGGAAGGACUGAGGAAGUUGGUGAUGGUUUGUGUCAGGUGUGCAUCGUGUAGCUGUGAAGAGUCCUCUCUGCUUUAUAUGAUGCAGAGCAAAUUUUGUUUUUGUUCUUGGGGAAUUCGAGUUAGAAGACAAAAUAAUUCUGAGAGGAUUUCAAUUUUGAGGUUUUCCCCAACAAAAUAUAUCUAUUUUAGUGUCAAAAACGUAAUGAUAAAGGUUGACCAAAUUAUAUUGAUAAAUAUCCACAACAUAUAUUGUUUCGUUACCUGUUCUUUUCCCAUUUUGUUUUUGAAAUUGUAUUGAAAAAUUAUGUUUAUUUUAUUUUGUCCUUUGUUUUGUCUUAGUUUUGCUUUAUUUUUGCACUGGAACUUUCGUAUCAUUUGUACAGCAUGUACUGUAUACCCAACCGGUGAAAUUAAUUAGUAACACUAAUUGAGGUGUUAUUAUGUAAAAAUACUGUUGAACAAUAAAUACGUUGUAUACAA